AUGGAUCAGUGGAUCCCAAGAUACUUGCAUUUAAGCAUGUUAAAAAGUUCUCCAGAACAAGGGCUUUCCAACGAGCCUAAAAUUAUAGAAAACGGAUCAGUGAAUCUUGAUAUAUUUGCGUCUAAAGAUGUAUCACUUCCAAAUACUCUUUCCAAACCUUCUACUAUUAUUCAAGUUUCAAAAAAUGUAACAGCACAAAAUCAAUCAAAUGCUAUUCUUCAAGAAGCUAAUGCUAGACUAUGUGAAUAUACUAAUCUAUCAAAAGUAGCAACGUCAUUAGUACUUUAUUCACAAUUUGCUUCGUUCAAAGAUUAA
Molecule: messenger RNA, 315 nt
Organism: Rhizophagus irregularis DAOM 181602=DAOM 197198
Lineage: Eukaryota; Fungi; Glomeromycota; Glomeromycetes; Glomerales; Glomeraceae
Source: RefSeq, a predicted model, not a curated record